Colletotrichum truncatum is the source of this 3366-nucleotide messenger RNA. RefSeq names its product ABC transporter. The record is from RefSeq and is a predicted model, not a curated record. Lineage: Eukaryota; Fungi; Ascomycota; Sordariomycetes; Glomerellales; Glomerellaceae. Gene Ontology annotation, molecular function: ATP hydrolysis activity; ATP binding.
AUGCCUCACCCAGUAACCCCGCCCUUAUCGCAAGAAGAACACCAAGCGACGAUGACCGUCGUGGCCAAGGGCGAGGCCCCUCCCCCGCCAACUCAGGAGGAGGUCUCUGCCUUUAUGCACUCCAUCUUCAACGCUGCCACUUCUGCCGCCUCCGUCGAUGCCGCCUACGGCCUUUGCGAAGUCCUGAACAACACGAUUGGAUACCAGGGUCUGCUGCAAUAUGGUAUUGUCGCUGAGGUCAAGAAGGCCGCUGCCAACAAGAAGUCUGGCCAGAUCCGCGAGUCUGCUCAGAACCUUCUCGGCGCCCUCUUUGAGCGUCUUCCUCCCAAGUCUCCUUUGAGCGAGGUUGUUUUCCUGCUCCAAGAUGGUGGCUUGGUUGCCUGCUCGCUCGACGCUCUCUCUGACAAGGGCUCUGUCGUUCGUGAGUCUGCACAAUAUGCGCUGGACGCUCUCUUCAACAACCUGAGCCCCGAGGCUCUUGUUGUUGGCCUGCUGCCCGCCCUCUCCACCUACCUCAGCAAGAAGACCGGAAAGUGGCAAGGCACCGCCGCAGCCUUCAAGAUGCUGCAGAAGAUGGCCGACAAGGCCAAGCAGACUGUCGGCUCUACCCAGGAGCAGGCCGAAGAGCAGGAUGUCCUGCGCGAGGCCAUGGGAACCAAGUUGGCCGGUCUCAUUCCCAUCGUUGAGGGAGGCAUGCACGACCUCAAGAGCGAGGUUGAGAAGCAGGCCGUGCAGACCAUGACCUCGCUCACUGGCCUGCUGUCCAACGACGACGUUGCUCCUCGCAUUCCUCUCCUCAUCGACACCAUGCAACAUCCCUCUACCGAGACUCUGCGCAAGGCCAUUCACGCCCUGUCCAUGACCACCUUCGUCGCCAUCGUCACUUCGCCUGUUCUGGCUCUCCUGACUCCUCUGUUGGAGCGAUCUCUGAACACCCCUACCACCGCUCAGGAGGUGCUGCGCCAGACUGUCGUUGUCGUCGAGAACUUGACCAAGCUUGUCCACGACCCCAUCGAGGCCCGAACCUUCUUGCCCAAACUCCAGCCUGGUGUUAAGGGCGUCUACGAUCGCGCAUCCCUUCCCGAGGUCCGUGAGCUUGCUAAGAGAGCUUUGGACGUUAUGGACAAGGCUAUGGGUGACGACAAGGACGUUAUUGAGCGAGUCACCGGCGAUGACGUGUCCAAGAUUCUCGACGCUGAGAUCAAGAAGAACGGCGGGCUGGUUGGCAACGCCGACAUUUACAAGCUGGCUCGUCCUUACAUGUGCGACCAGGUCGCCGAGGACGUCAACCACCGUUUCGUCGGGCGCAUUUCUGCCAGGAUUGCUCCUUACCUUCAGGCGCUGGUACAGACUGCCGACGCUCACACUGUUGUUGCUGACGCCGUCCAAAAGCACUACGUGGAGGAGGAUGAGCGCAAGUACGGUGUUCCCGAGAAGGAGGACGAUGGCGAGACCGAGAUUGUCAACGCCCACUUCUCCUUGGCCUACGGUGGUAUGCUGCUGCUGUCCCACACCAACUUGAGACUUCUCAAGGGCCACCGUUACGGUCUUUGCGGUCGCAACGGUGCCGGCAAGUCUACUUUGAUGCGCAGCAUUGCCAGUGGCAAGCUGGAGGGUUUCCCACCCCAGGAUGUCCUCCGUACCAUCUACGUCGAGCACAACCAGGGUGAGGAUGCUGAUAUCAGCAUUCUGGACUUUGUCUUGAAGGACGCUGAAAUCGCCGCUCGUGGCAGGGACAAGGUUAUUGAGGUUCUUGCUGAGUUCGGUUUCACCGACGGCCCCGAUGGUCGCCAGUCUCACAAGGUCGGCUCCCUCUCCGGUGGUUGGAAGAUGAAGCUUGCUUUGGCCCGUGCCAUGCUCAAGGGUGCCGAUGUCCUGUUGCUGGACGAACCUACUAACCACUUGGAUGUUGCCAACAUCGCCUGGCUCGAGAACUACCUCAAGACGCACCCCGACAUUACCAGCUUGAUCGUUUCUCACGACUCUGGUUUCCUUGACAACGUCACCACUGACAUCUACCACUACGAGCCUAACAAGAAGCUCGCCUGCUACAAGGGUAACCUGGCCAACUUCGUCAAGCUCCGUCCCGAGGCCAAGAGCUACUACACCCUCUCUGCCUCCAACGUCCAGUUCAAGUUCCCGCCCCCUGGUAUCCUCACUGGUGUCAAGUCCCAGACUCGUGCCAUCAUCCGCAUGACCAACGUCUCGUACCAGUACCCCAAGGCACCAAAGCCUUCCCUGAUGGAAGUCUCCUGCCAGCUUACCCUGUCUUCCCGUGUGGCUAUCAUUGGCCCCAACGGUGCGGGCAAGUCUACCCUCAUCAAGAUUCUUACUGGUGAGGUCAUCCCCACCACCGGCAAGGUCGAGAAGCACCCCAACCUGCGUAUCGGUUACAUCAAGCAGCACGCCUUGGAGCACGUUGAGAUGCAUCUCGAGAAGACACCCAACCAGUACCUGCAGUGGCGUUACGCCAACGGUGACGACCGUGAGGUCCACAUGAAGCAGACUCGUAUCCUCUCCGACAAGGACAGAGAACAGAUGGACAAGUUGAUUGACCUCAACGACGGCAAGGCUCCCCGCCAAAUUGAGUCUCUUGUCGGUCGUCAGAAGUACAAGAAGACCUUCCAGUACGAAGUUAAAUGGCGUGGCUGGCUUCCCAAGUACAACACCCAGGUCUCCCGUGAGACCCUGAUUGAGUGGGGCUUCAACAAGCUUGUCCAGGAGUUCGACGACCACGAGGCUUCCCGCGAGGGUCUCGGUUACCGUGAGCUCCAGCCUACCGUCAUCUCCAAGCACUUCGAGGACCUCGGCUUGGACCCUGAGAUCGCCAACCACAACGAGAUCGGUUCCCUGUCCGGUGGCCAGAAGGUCAAGGUCGUCAUUGCCGGUGCCAUGUGGAACAACCCCCACUUGCUGGUUCUUGACGAGCCGACUAACUUCUUGGACCGCGAUUCCCUCGGCGGUCUUGCUGUCGCUAUUCGCGAGUUCAAGGGUGGUGUCAUCCUUAUUUCUCACAACGAAGAGUUCGUCGGCGCCCUGUGCUCCGAGCAGUGGCACGUCAACGACGGCCGCGUCGCCCUCCGUGGCAACGCUGCCAUUAACCUCGGCUCAUUCGAGGACAACAGCCAGCCCGGCAGCGGCGCCGUCAGCACCGUCGCCUCCACGGCAGUUUCCAGCGCUGUCAACAGUGCCGUCAACAGCGGUGUCGAGGAUAACGCAGAGCUCAAGUUCAAGGCCAAGAAGAAGAGGAAGAAGACCAAGAAGGAGCUCAAGGAGCAGGAGGUCCGUCGCCGUCUGCGUCACAUCGAGUGGCUCAACAGCCCCAAGGGCACCCCCCACCCCGCUGACACGGACGACGAGGAAUAA